CGAAGACGCCGGCUUCAGCCCGCGGGCGCCCGUUGCUGGGCAACCGGGUCAAACCAUUUUACAAUCCCCACCCGCAAAAACCGCAGAUUGUGCGGCUGGCAACGUUAUCACUGCAGAAAAGAACGAGUGGUUGAAAGAGAAAAAAAUAAUGGUGUAGUUGUUUGCGGAUUGGGGUUGUGGGGGUGUGGCGGGCUGGUGCACCCAGCAUGCCGCGGGGCUGGCGGACCAUGGCGGCGGCUGCUGGAGGAGCGGCGGGUCUGGGUCAGGCUGACAGCGCAGAAAAUUCCACCAUUCUGGUAUAAUCGAGAAUACAACAUGGGUGACAAUGACCCAGAAAAGGAUGAACUUGUGUCUGAGAAUAACAAUGUUGCAUACUAUGAAACAGAAGAUGAUGAAGAGGAGAUGACUAGGGAAGAAAAGAUGGGCUUUUCUGUAAAAAAUGGACUUCUGUCCUCUUCCUCUGGGACUGUUUAUGAUCAGACAACUGUCUUAAUAGAACAAGACCCCAUUGGCUUAGACGAUGAGGAAGAAGAUGAUGAAGAAGGAGGCAACAAUAACAACUUGGUGACUUUUUUAUCAGAGAAUAGCGAGGAUAACUUUUACCUGAUAUCGGAUCCUGAUGGAAUGGCACAGGGUUAUGUGCAUCACACCAUUUCUCCUGAUCAGAUUCAGUUCACCAUAAAUCCUGGAUCCACACCAAUGCCCAGGAAUAUUGAGGGAGCCACACUCACCUUGCAAUCGGAGUGUCCUGAGACCAAGGUUAGAGAGGUCAAACGAUAUCAGUGCACAUUUGAAGGCUGUCCACGUACGUAUAGCACAGCAGGGAAUCUACGGACACAUCAGAAGACUCACAGGGGUGAAUACACUUUUGUUUGCAACCAGCAAGGCUGUGGCAAGGCCUUUCUCACCUCUUACAGCCUCAGAAUUCACGUCAGAGUCCAUACCAAGGAAAAGCCAUUUGAAUGUGACGUACAGGGUUGUGAAAAGGCAUUUAACACACUAUAUAGGCUGAAAGCCCAUCAAAGGCUUCACACGGGGAAAACAUUUAACUGUGAAUCAGAAGGAUGCACUAAGUACUUUACUACACUCAGUGACCUGAGGAAACAUGUCCGAACGCAUACAGGAGAGAAGCCAUUUAGGUGUGAUCAUGAUGGCUGUGGGAAGGCUUUUGCGGUCAGUCACCAUCUCAGAACUCACGUCAGAACACACACAGGUGAGCGACCAUUCUUUUGCCCUAGUAAUCGCUGUGAAAAGACUUUCAGCACACAAUAUAGUCUCAAGAGCCACAUGAAGGCCCACGAUAAAGACCCAGCUAAUGUGUCGAACCAGAAUUCUGUGAAUGAGGAGACAAACCAUUCACUUUGUUUAAGUGAUCUAAGCUUGAUAUCCACGGAUUCAGAACUUCGAGAAAAUUCACAAUUGGUCCAAGGACAUGACCUGAGCACUAUUUCAGCAGGAAGUCUCUUUGAAUCCAUGUUUCACAAUACUGAUAGCUGUGCCAGCCAUGAUGGUUCCCAACAGCCUGGCUUGACAGGGAAACUAAAAAGUGAUGUUCCAACCUUGUCACAGCCAACUAUUGAGAGACUUUCCCAGCAAGCAGCAGACCCCAUCUCCACGCCGUCGGAUACGUUGGCUACCAGUACGCACCAAACGGCAUUUAGGAAUCCCACUGGCAUUUUGUUGACACCUGUGCCUGUCCCACCAGUCAAGCAAUUUUCAACCCAUCAGCAAGAGUUUGUUCAGCCUUCCCCAGCGCCACUACAGCCGAAGCAAAGACUUCCACCUUUGUCCAGUAAUGGACUCCCAUCCUCUUGUAACACAGAAUCAAUGCCGGCUAUGGUACAGACUGUGCCUUUAGCAACCAACGGUGCUAAUAUAACAAUUAAUCCAUCACAGAGCACCACUAUUCUUCAGCCUGGCAUUGUAAUGGCAGACCAGAACUUGCAGUGGAUCAUAAAUGGAGCCAACACUGUUCAACAAAAUUCAGAGAAAAUGUCACAGGGUCCUAAAGUAGAAAAGGUGUUUUUUACCACAGCAAUACCAGUCACUAACAAUACGGGAAGCCCAGUGCAACAGAUCGGGCUGAGUGUUCCUGUCAUAAUCAUCAAGCAAGAGGAGUCGUGUCAGUGCCACUGUGCCUGCCGUGAUCAGAGCAAAGAAAAAAAAGGAAGCAGCAAGGAAAACCCACCGCAGGAAGCGGACUCUUCGCAGGUCCAGUCCGAUCAGGAGCAGAUUCGGCCGCACUCUCAGACUUUUCCUUCCAGCUCCAAGGGAAGCAGUCAGGCAACACAGCCACCCUUGCAGACUGAACUCAUACCGGGUGUGAACAAUAUGGAUUUCACUGCGUUUCUUUCUCUCGACAGUCCGACGACCUCUGCAGAUUUGUCUGGUAUUGAGGCAAGUGACAUUCAGACUCUGCUGAGGAAGGUAGAAGAAGAAAUAGACUUGAGCAGCAAUUUCUCCAAAUGAUUAUGCUCAAUAGAGGCUGAUUUUCUAAUUAUUUUUCAAAAGAAAUCCCAGCUUUUAUUUAUGCAGAAUUUAAGACAAAAAGUGGGACCCUUUUAUGCAGAAGUGCCACUUGCUCUGAGCAUUUUUUUUGUGUGUGAAAAUACUUCCAAAAAUGCUUUGUGCAAGUUGAAAAGAGUAACUUCUCAGAGUUUAUAUUUUCAACAGCCUUGGAACGUUUGUCUGGACUCUAGAUUGCAUCUGGAGUCUCUCAUUUGAAGAAAGGAAGAGAUGUGCUAGGAAUAAAUCCACAGAAAAUAAAUGGCAAAGAAAAAGUGUGCUGAUACAAAGGAAGCCCCUUGGUGUUUGUUCAUUGACUUGUAUGCAAUUUUUUGUGUUUGCCUGAACUGGUUGCAAUAUAGAUGGGCAGACUGCAGGGUUAAGCCCAGUUGGAGUUAGAUCAUAUCACUGGUUCAUGUCUGUGAGCUGAUAUUUCUUCGCCAAGAGAAAAUCCCGAUGGAAAUGGUGAACUAGUAAAAUGAGAGAAAAAUAUGAUUUGAGCUUUUGAUUUCUGUCACGAGGCUUUUUAUAGCCAUUGCACAGCUCACUUGGAGCCCCCUUGUGACCAAAGGCAGAGCUGCAGCAUGAAAGGACUGAGCGAAUCUGCAUCCUCUUUAAUCUAAUCAUAGUCAUGCUAUAGUAAGCCUGUAGCAAAUUGUCAGUCAUCUUGUGAAGUUCAAUUACCCUAAAAUCAAAAAAAAAAAGAGUUUGCAUUAAUGCUUUUGUUAUGGUUUUCGUGAUUACAUUUGGUAAGAUUCAAUGAAUUGUGCUGCAAUGCUAAGUAGCUGGAUCUGAACCAAAGCCUUGAAAGUGUUCAGAUUGUUUCCAUCUAACUUCUGAAGGACCGAGAUGAUCAAAAUUAAACUUGUUACAAUUGAGCAUUGUUUGGCCCGCAAACUUUAUCAUAAAUAAUUUGUAAAGUCACGCUCUGCAAUAAGGAAGGUUGUUUUGUGCUGAUAUCACACUGCAGGGGUUUGGGUACACUUUCUAUAGCUGUAAGCUUUAUUUCCCACAGUGACAUAUCAGGAGAAGUAAAUAUUUUAUUUUCUCUCUGCACGCUCAAUGCCCUUGCACUUUGGCUUAAUUUAAUAAGGUUUGUUCAAGUAAAAUUGUACCCCCGAGAUAUAUCAGAAACAAGCUUUCUAAACUUGGAAUACAUGCAGGUUACAAUACCAAACAGGAUAUCCAAAUACAUUUCAAGAUGUAUUUUAAUGUGUUCCUAACAAUUAUCAAUUGAGAAUUGGGUGAUUGAUAGUUUGCACAUUUCUCCCAUAAAUGUAAUGUAAAUGGGCAUGCAUGCAUAUUGAAUAACUGUUUCUAAAUAAUGCUGGUCAACUGUGUGAAGUUGCUAGCCAUGCAGAUUCCAUUCGUACAGGCAUGCAGAUGUACAGUAGAGCCCUUUAACAUUACCAGUUGAAUGUGGGAGCUGAAAUCAUAGGAAUGUAAGAAAUAUUUCCAUACUAUGUGAAGGAGCCCUGACUUGAUGCAGAAGCUUACAAGUGCUAUAAAUAGCGUUUAAAAACAUGUAUUUACUUAUUAACUGCAAUCAAUUUGGGAUCCCCGCCUUCUCUUUCCAUUUGCCACAUUACAUUCUAAGAUUCAAAACUUCUGGGCAAACAAAACUGAAGAGGAUAAAAGAUGAAAUGAAUCAUUUCGCUGCUACCACAACCUCAAAUUUUAAAAUAUCGCCAUCAAUACACAUUUUAAAUCGCGUCUCCUCAUCUGUGUGAGUUAAAGCAUUUGGCUAAUGAAGUUGCUCCAUGGCAGAUCUGUACAAAGCAACUUGUUUUUCUUUCAAAUCUUGUAUUCAAACUGUAAGAAAAAGUGUAAAUUGAACUCUGGUCCAGUAAGUUAAUUUUGAUUAUGUUAAGUUAAUUAAAGUUAACUUUAUUUUUUUUUAACUCUGAUGGCAGAGAUCUUUAAGCCCAGGUCAAUUAGUCCAAAUAUCUCUCCUGUAACUUCUAGCUGAUGGUUGGAUAACAUUAACUAGUUUUAAGUGUGUGAGUCAGAAAACUCUGCCUACAGUUAUGCAAAUAAUGCAGUUAACAUCUGAUGUUGGGCAUGCAAAGAUUGUGUGCAGUUGGGGUACUUUUCUAAUAACUGCUUGCCACCUGUAGGCCAGAAGGUGAUUUAAAUGAAUCUGCCUGUCCUACAUGCCACCUGUGAAUGUUUGGUUCUGACACUUGAUGCAAAAGUUUUUAAUGUGUUCAUUGUGAUCCAAGAGAGGAAAACUAAAUGGUGUUAUAAUGCAGCAUAUUAAAGGGUAAGAAGCCAUGAAUGUUAAGCAUUACUAAAGUGGAAUCGGUCAGCGUUCAAAGUCAAUGAGCCCUUGGGAUCAGACGCCCCCAAAAUUAACAUUAAAAUUCAGAUUAAGUCACAAUAGAGAUGUCACAAUUAUUUAAAAAAAAAUUAAUAACCUAAAAUAUAAGAAUGUAACUUAUAACAUUUAAAAUGUGUUUAUUUUCGAUGCUGUCAUCAAAUGUUCCAGAAAUCAUUUGCAAAAUAAGUGAAUAUCUCUUGAAAAUGAUUCUAACAGAAAAUAUAAACGUACACUUCAAGACUUCCCUUAGCAUAUACUUAAAAUUCAUCCCUUUAUCAUGUUUGAAAGGUAGCAAUGGGCUUGAGUCUAAUACAUGUUAUAAUGGCUAUUAAUAAAGAACAACUGGGGAAAGUUGAGAACUUAAGUUGGAUGGGUGCAGGUUCAAAAAGUUCAAAUCAAUUAUCUUGCAGCCACAAACUAUUCUGCUGUGGGGUAAAUGUUAAACAUUAGAGGAUGAGUUCUGUAACAUAAAGUAUUGGCAUCAGAGGCAUUCUUGUAUCAGCACCAAUGCUUUCUCUUCCAUGGCAAAUGUUGGCCGUGUUGUAAUUUAUAGCUUUUGUACAGCUCUAUUGAUUGGAUCAGGCAUUUUCUAGCAGCUUUAUUGGUUAUUUAGUUUCAAGGUAUAGAUGGUAUCACUAAACUAACACAGCUUCUGAAUCAUUUCAGUGGCUCCAUAAAAAUUACAGUCUGCUUCAACUUAUAUUUGUGCUCUACAAAUAUUGACCUGUCCAAUAAGUUAAAUUUAAAAAAUAAUAAGAAUUAAGUGAAAUUCAGUAUAUAAUUUGGAAAAGAGAUUUAAACCAAUUGCCUAAAAUUAUUUCUUGGUAAGUUUGUGCAAUAGCAGCAAUUUUCUUUUUGGUGUUACUGAGCUGGAAGGUGCAAUUAAAAUGCAAUUAAAUGAUUGUUUGUAUUCAGAGUUUAUUCUGGUGUCAUUUAUAAAUACAAAUAUCAAAAUAUAUUUUGAUGGAGUAUUGAUUUAGUGUAAUUAGCACUGGGAAAUGUAAAGCCAUACUAAUAGAUUUGCUUUUUAUUUGAGCUAGUUGUAGAGAAUAUUUGCAGUGCAUUUGCUGUAAUUUAUCAACAUUCAGAUUUGGUCUAGGCAACUGGAAUAAAAUGUCUUUGAAUUCCUUA
This is a messenger RNA of Amblyraja radiata (thorny skate), 5956 nucleotides long. RefSeq names its product metal-regulatory transcription factor 1 (gene mtf1). NCBI's taxonomy places the organism in Eukaryota, Metazoa, Chordata, Chondrichthyes, Rajiformes, Rajidae. Gene Ontology annotation, biological process: positive regulation of transcription by RNA polymerase II. The transcript has 11 exons. Gene Ontology annotation, molecular function: RNA polymerase II cis-regulatory region sequence-specific DNA binding; DNA-binding transcription activator activity, RNA polymerase II-specific. The record is from RefSeq and is a predicted model, not a curated record. The coding region runs from base 316 to 2469 and encodes 717 amino acids. Gene Ontology annotation, cellular component: nucleus.